Molecule: messenger RNA, 2529 nt
Organism: Gloeophyllum trabeum ATCC 11539
Lineage: Eukaryota; Fungi; Basidiomycota; Agaricomycetes; Gloeophyllales; Gloeophyllaceae
Exons: 14
Coding region: 82-2391 (769 amino acids)
Biological process (GO): DNA-templated transcription; regulation of DNA-templated transcription
Molecular function (GO): DNA binding; DNA-binding transcription factor activity, RNA polymerase II-specific; zinc ion binding
Source: RefSeq, a predicted model, not a curated record
GCAUGCCAUGCUGCUUCUCUCUCAUCAACACCGUCUCCAGCCCCAGGACUGAAAUAUCCUCCACUGAACCUCAAGUGGCACAUGUCGACCCGCGGAAAAGACGGUAGUAGAGGAUACGGCCCUGCGAGGGUCUCCUGCGAAGAAUGUCGCCGAAUGAAGUCCCGUUGCGACAAACAGCGUCCCUGCGGGCCCUGCAUCCGCCGCGGGUGUGCAGACAUUUGUCCCAACGGCACUCUGCCCACUAGAAGAGUAUUCAGGACCAUGUACGCCGACAAAGAGGCUCUCCAGCAGAAACUUGAACCACUCUGUAAUCGGAUCCAUGAGCUAGAGAAUGCACUAGCCAAGCUGUCAUCUAGAGUGUCCGACAAACCUCACCCCCUGCUCAGCGAGGACCUGCUAGCGCUCAAAAUGAUGGAUAAACCCGUCGGUCAGAGCCAAACGCCUGAAUCAACACGCCCAUCUCCAUCCCGCUCGCCGUCACCGACUCCUAUAGACACACUCGUAGAUGACUAUGGCACUCUGACUCUGGGUGGAGACGGUCGGAUAACUUACUUUGGCAGGUCUGCAGGUCCCGAAAUCCUCUUGCAGGUCAUGCGCGACGCAGACCCAAUUCCUUCCAGUAGCAAGAGCAAUCCUGCAUCCCUUCCACCGAGCCUGCAGCGCAGGCCCUCCGAAAGCGAAGAUCUGUUCCACGGCGGCUCAUACGACGAGCCAACGCUUCGCCACCUCGAGUCCCGCCUUCCCAGCUAUGCGCGCGCCACGUCACUCUGCGAGUCUUACCUCGAACACUCCUCCUGGUUUUUCGGCCCGAUCCAGCGCGACGAGCUGAUCAACGAGCUGCUCACGCCGAUAUAUCGGUUCCUCGGGAGCCAGCGUGACGGAGGCACUCGCACGUACAACCCGCAGAAGCUUGCGGUGCUCUUCCUCGUCUUGUCGCACGGGGCGCUCAUGGAUCUGACGCUCGCGCCGUACAAUGCGGAAGCAGAGACGUACUACCAGGCGGGGAGCUCGAUGGUGUCUAUGCAGGAUAUCAGCGAGGCACCGUCUAUCGAGGUGAUACAAGCGCUGGGAUACAUGGGGACCUACCAUAUCCUCUGUGAGCCUCGGUAUGGCCUAUCGAGUGCCUGGCCGUUGAUCGCCGUGGCAAUCAAAUUGUCUCAAGCUAUCGGCCUCCACGUGGACAGCGCACAUUGGCAGUUGGACCCGAUAACCGUAUACAGGAGAAGACUGUUGUUUUGGGAACUCGUCUCGCAGGAGCUGCCUAUGAGUCUGAGCACGGGUCGACCACCAAGCACACACUGGGAUUUUGUCAACUGCAAAAUGCCCAUCCCGAACCAUACAGAAGCUGCAGAUGUCAUUGAUCAACAUGCCGGGAAGCGAUAUGCGUUCAAUCGUGACAUUCUAUGGCAGGCUGUCAAGCUGACCAUCGGCGGCCAAGUACCGAGCUACAGCGCUAUCCUCGAUCUGGACAAGAAACUGAACGCUAGAGGACCCCCACCCGGUGUGGAGGUGAAGGUGGAAUCCGAUGUGGGCGAUAUUGAAUUUCCGAGUCCCGCCAGCCCCAACGCGCUCUUGGGUAUCUUCAGCUCUUGUUAUGUUCGCAUGUACAUCCACCGCCCGUUCUUCGCCAAAGCCUUCCUCGACUACCCCGCGGACCCAAUCCACAGUCCGUACGGCGCCUCGGUCAUCGCGACGUAUCGCGCUGCCCUCUUAGAUUUGAAGACUCUCACACAACUCCUCCAGCAACGCCCGGUUCUAUGUCAACGAUUCUUUUUCAUCUGGCUGCAUGCAUUCUCAGCAGCGAUUGUCGUAGCAUUCGUGGCGAUCAAGAUUUCAACCGUGAGCAUCGCGAGUGUUGCGUUUGACCGACUGCACGCUGCCAUCGAGUUGUUCGAAAAGGGCGGCUCUCAGUCGCAUCGAGCGCAAGUAUCAUUGCCUGUCCUGCAUGAACUGCGUGAAAAGGCCUACUUGCGCCUCUCGCGCCUCCCCGGCUCAGAUCUAGAGCCGUCUGUCGCAGAACAUCUGUCCACCUUUGUCGGGCGGACAAAGUUCAAGGUCGUCUCCUCCAACCCAUCCUCAUCCGCCGGGUCUCCCGAUUCGGGGCAGGGCGACAUGCAGGCGGAUUUGCCCCGGCUAAUUUCCUGGGACCAGAAUAUCGGGACGAUGAUGCAGAGCUCGACCCCGCAGGAUAUACCGGCAUUCCACGAUCCACUGUCGACGUUCGGCUCUGGCGCGUCAUACGACGAGUGCCGCACGUACCUCGAUUUUGUGCCCAGGGACACCCACGCUCUUGUUGGUAACCGCGAAGAACUGGGACACGAUGAUCUGCCGGCCGCUGUUCCAGAACAUAUGACGUUCUUCUCUGAGAUCCUGUCCAACAGAAACUUAUGAAUCUAGAGUUACUCUUGUUUCGUUGCGUGAGGAGGUCAGAGUCUGGACUGACUCGGUAUGUGUAGGAUACUCGUGACUAGUCUAUAGGCACACCAUGCCACGGGGGAGCGCUAUGUAGAAGACGUUGGCGGAUUCGGA